Suillus subaureus is the source of this 689-nucleotide messenger RNA. RefSeq lists its product as uncharacterized. The coding region runs from base 42 to 500 and encodes 152 amino acids. The transcript has 2 exons. The record is from RefSeq and is a predicted model, not a curated record. NCBI's taxonomy places the organism in Eukaryota, Fungi, Basidiomycota, Agaricomycetes, Boletales, Suillaceae.
AGACCUACACAGGUAGGCUCAAUAUCUUGGGUUUUGACCACAUGAAGUCUGUAUGCACCAUCUCCCAGACCUUUGGGAGCAGCGUGUCAAUCACUAUGAGUCGCCAAUACAAGUUCCAUAAUGACUCUCAUUGCAGAUACUGGAACACAACUCCCACUGACCUGCAAUGGGCAACUAUGGGAUUUAUUUCCUCCACUUAUGGUGCUAUAGGUUCCAGGUCCUACCAAUACCCAACCACAACUGGUAAUAUCGAGACGAUUGAGGGGACGGUGAUUAACCUCAACGUUAUCAGAAAACACAUCGUUCAGCCCUUCAUUGCUGACCCAAAUGCCACAUUUGCUAGUUACAACUACCAGGUCAUGGAUACCGGUCUCUGGUACAACGGUACUGUAUGCUUGCUCAUCAUACCCAACCUGGGCAAUGCACAGGUUCACAUGCCAUGGAACAAGACUGGAUUGCCAAUUACCACCAACGCGACAAUGCAGUUACAACACAUAUGAUCUGUUGACAUGAAUACCAACAUCACUUGUCUGAGGUUUCAUCCUGGAAGUAUUGGCAUUUUCACUGUGACGCCCUGAAGCAGUCAUAGACUGAGGACCGGUGAGACCGGAAAUCAAUGGCCCUAUCAGAUUUAAUAUCAACAGCUUGUUUUUUAUCUUAGAUUACUGCAUGCAUCCACAACUUUCAUG